UUUGACAAUUAGAUUGAAAAGUUGAAGUUUCAUUAAUCGAAUAUUGUCGUAUUCUAUUGUAUUUUUAAAUAUGUUGCGAUUAAGCAUAUUUCUCUUGUGCUCGACUGUGCUGAACAUGGCGAAUGGUUUUACUGAAAUAGUAGACACCAAAUCAGGCCCGAUUCGUGGUAGGGUGAAAAGUACAAUUUGGUACAAUAAACCAUAUUAUUCGUACAGAGGCAUCCCAUACGCCAAGCCUCCUGUUGGUGAACUUCGAUUUAAGGCACCAGAACCUGUAGAAAAAUGGACAGAAAUAAAAAACGCAUUUGAAUAUGGUAUUUGGUGCCCCCAACCCUCGAAAAAGGGUAAAGAAACCUCCGAAGAUUGUUUAACGCUCAAUGUUUUUGUGCCAAUUCUUGAGCAAAAAAAAAAGUUGCCAGUGGUAUUUUUUCUACCUGGUGGUAGUUUUGCGAGUGGAUCUGGUAGCGAUUUCAUUUAUGGACCGGAUUUUAUGAUGGAGAAUGAAGUUAUCUUAGUGACUGUAAACUUUCGACUCGGAAUAUUCGGUUUUUUGUCCUUGGGAACACCAGAAUAUUCGGGAAAUAUGGGAUUAAAAGACCAACAGCUUGCUAUGAAAUGGGCUUACGAUAAUAUCGAGUCGUUUGGUGGAGACAAUAAGAAAAUUACACUUAUGGGACUUAGCGUAGGGGCAAACUCUGCUGGUUUCCAUUUGCUCAAUAAUGAAUCAUCAAAAUGCUUCAACCAAAUUCUCCUCCUAAGUGGAGCACCAAAUAAAUAUCAUAACUAUCAGAAAGGCGACCAUAAAUGUUUGAUGAAGGAGCUUUACAAAAAACAUAACAAUGGCAAUCCCAGUGAUAAAACACUGAUCGAUUUUCUAAAAGAUGUAAAUGCCAGCGAAAUCGUCAAUUUUUUUCAAGAAACAUACGUACGGAAAUAUUCGGUGUGGACUCCCGUGGUUGAAAAACGAAGUUCAAUACGUCCAAUAAUUGUUGAUGAUCCAAUGACUGCACUAGAAAAAACAAAGAGUAUCAACAAAACUGCGUACUAUACGAUUACAAAAUAUGAAUAUUUAUCACUAUUUGAGAUCGGAGGAACAGAUUAUAAAGACCCAACUGCCGUGCGCAAUUUUAUCAAAGAUUUCAAUAUUGAUUUACCUAUUUUUGGUUAUAAAUCAAUAAUUGACAAAAAACCUGCAUAUCUUAAAAAUGUGAUGAAAGAACUCCACAAUUAUUACUUCAAAUUCAAUGAAUCAACUCCCGAUCAAGAGCUACUCAGACAACGUCUUAUGCUGGACUCAGAUCUCUACUAUGCAUAUACCAUAGAAAAAUGGAUGGAGCGGCAUGUUGCUAUUUCCAAAAAGGACACCUUUUACCAUCGAUUUUCACUUCAUACCAUAAUGAAUCCACAUCCAGAGUUCCCAAAAGAUUUUCCGAUUGCUGGUCAUGCAGAGGAACUUCCCUAUGCAUUUACAACCACCCUAUAUUUUUAUAACGCAAAAAAGGUAAUAGAAAAUAAGGACAUUGACCAAGAUCACGCAAAAGCUUUUAAAGCAAUGAAUAUGGUACAAAAACUAUACACGAACUUUAUAAAAUAUGGAAAACCAAUACAUAAUGAUGAUCUGAUGACUGAAGAAUUCAAACCAAUUGAACGUUCGAGCAAAGCAGAUGAAUUUGAUUUUGUCGAUGUGACGAAUUCUGGUUUAAUUGCAGGCAAAGGAUUGACUGAAGGCAGAACGAAGUUUUUGGACCAAAUUAUCGAGAAAGUGAAACAUUUGGUUGAAAGCCAUGGAGAUGUCCCGAAAAAAACACAAAUUGAGCAGCUACACGACAUGAAGUACCCCAAAUAAACUUGAUAAAAUACAACUCACACUUUUUAGUCUAUAGACAUUUAUCAGCGAUUGAAAUACAAUUUGUAAUUGCAAUGGUAAUACGUCAUUAAAUGUUCAGUUAAAGAGAAAUAAAUAAGAAAAUGUCAAAUAUUA
Contarinia nasturtii (swede midge) is the source of this 1981-nucleotide messenger RNA. RefSeq names its product esterase B1-like. The coding region runs from base 71 to 1846 and encodes 591 amino acids. The transcript has 9 exons. NCBI's taxonomy places the organism in Eukaryota, Metazoa, Arthropoda, Insecta, Diptera, Cecidomyiidae. The record is from RefSeq and is a predicted model, not a curated record.